Molecule: messenger RNA, 609 nt
Organism: Seriola dumerili (greater amberjack)
Lineage: Eukaryota; Metazoa; Chordata; Actinopteri; Carangiformes; Carangidae
Product: cyclin-dependent kinase 11B-like
Exons: 13
Coding region: 51-503 (150 amino acids)
Source: RefSeq, a predicted model, not a curated record
GUUUGGAGUGACACCCAAAAUCUUCCUCAACCAACAGACCAACAGUCAAGAUGAGAUUUAUAGUGCCAGUGUUUGUUUUCCUCGCCGUGGCAGCAUUUCACACCGCUUUCUCAGCCUCUCUGGAAUCUGCAGAGAAAGAGGAAAAAGUUGCUCAAUACGAUGGGCUAACUGAACUGCAGAAAAUAGAUCAGAUGGAGUUCGAGGCCGCUCAAAAGAAUGAGGCCGCUCAGAUGAAUGUUACAGAGGAACAGAAUGAGGAGACCCACUACCUUGAGGCUGUUAAGGAUGAAUCUGAGGAGGAGCACAUCGAAGCCGAGGGUGACAAGACAGCAGAGGGAGGCGGCAACUCUGACACUGCAGCUCAUGAGGAAUCCGAGUCUGAGUCCUCUGAGGAAGCAGAUGGGAGGCAGAGGCGGGAGCACCAUGAAGCAGUUACAGAGACUGUGAGCAGUUUGGAUGAAGUCAGUCAGGAUUCAACCAAGGAACAAGAUGUACUGGAGUGAGAAAGCGCAGAAACAUGCGGAUCCCAGCGCUCACUCAUCACCCGGUGCCUGAGCUGCGCUGAAUUUACUGUCAAUAAAAAGGGAACUAUCCCACCUAUCUGUAUAA